AUGAGAAGAGCGAUUCUAAUCUUUUGCAUAGCUUCGCUGUGCAUGGCGCUCUUUUUGGGCGCUUUAGACAUCGUAAUUUGCAUCACCCUGUAUGAUACCAUCGGCGAAAAAUUCAAGGACUACAGUAACGUGGGGUGGAUUAUGACUGGGUAUAACUUACCCAACGCACUUUUCAUGCUUCUUUGGGGCAGAUUGGCCUCGAUACUGGGACUGAAGAGUAGUUUGGUAAUCUCGAUCGUGAUAUUCGAACUGGGUUCUCUUCUGGCGGCUGUUGCAAACUCGAUGGGAAUGCUCAUUGGUGCCAGAGUCAUAGCGGGGUUUGCCGGCAGUGGGAUAGAAUCUCUGGUGUUUGCUGUAGGCACAUCGAUGGUAGGGGAAAAGCACAGGGCCAGGGUCAUAACCAUUCUCGGGAUUGCGUACAUGAUCGCAGAGGGCGUGGGCCCCUUCAUAGGCGGUGCCUUCGCCGAGCACGUGUCGUGGCGUUGGUGUUUCUAUGUCAACCUCCCUAUCGGUGGUUUGGCACUGGCAGUUCUUUCGUUUGGGUACAAUCCUGCAGGAAACUCUCCGCAAUCUGCCAUUCACAUAUUCUGGAGAAAGGUGAGGCACUAUCAGUACAGACGAAUCCUUCAUAGGGAAUUUUGGUUCGAGGUCUUUGUCUUGUUCUUUUUCAAGCUCGACAUCGUCGGUUUGAUCUUCUCAUCUACCGGCUUCGCUCUCAUAAUGCUGGCCCUCACUUUCGGCGGCACGAAGUUUGCCUGGAACUCUGGCUCUAUUAUCACGAUGUUCACUGUGGGAAUUAGUUUAUUGGUGCUCUUCCUGGUUUAUGAUUUCAUUAUCUUUCCCUGGAUAGGUAGACAAUCGCGCCAAAUAGCGGCAAACCCGUUGGUAUCCUGGCGCCUGGGCUCCAACAUGGGCAUUUUGACCAGCUCAAUGGCAGGAUUUUUCAACUGUUUUGCAUUUGAACUGCAAUCAAUUUUCAUAGUGCAAUACUACCAGCUCGUUGUCAACAAGGGGCCAACACUGGCCAGUAUUCACUUGUGGCAAAUGUCGGUGCCUGCAUUGGUAUCAGUCAUCGUAUGCGCAUUCGUAAAUGAAAAAUUCGGAAUUGUGAAACCACUCAUGGUAAUGGGUGCCACUUUUGGCUUCAUAGGAUCUGGUCUACUUACGAUGAUGGACAGCAAUACGCGCCUGGGAGGUUCGAUUGGAUAUAGUAUGUUGGCUGGCGCUUCUUUCGGCGCUGUAUAUCAAAUGAGUCUGUUGAGCUCCCAACUGCAGGUAGAUUAUAAGGAUGUUGAUUUUCACGUCAAGUUCAUCGAAGUAACCGCCUACAACACUUUCCUCAAAACUUUGGGUUUUGCUUUUGCCGGAAUAGUGAGUACUACCAUCUUUGGUGUGUCUCUCCGAAACUUGACUGUUGGAGCAACUGGUAUUCCCCACUUCGCAGAUACGGAGGAGAUAAUCAGCUACAGAAAUCAACAUUUCGACGGUAGGAACUCGGAGCUAGGACAGCUGUUAGCAAAAUCAAUCCGUAGUGUUUUCCUUUUCGCGCUAGGUUGCAGCGCGUUGUCUUUCAUAUUUUCCUUGUUCACUUCUAGCAAACGGACAAUGACAUCAGAUGCAGAAGAAGACGUUUCUAUCGAACAUAAAACAGGAGUUUAG
Molecule: messenger RNA, 1659 nt
Organism: Lachancea nothofagi CBS 11611
Lineage: Eukaryota; Fungi; Ascomycota; Saccharomycetes; Saccharomycetales; Saccharomycetaceae
Source: the annotation of a GenBank genome assembly